Solanum pennellii is the source of this 3056-nucleotide messenger RNA. Its product is annotated as pentatricopeptide repeat-containing protein At3g53360, mitochondrial. NCBI's taxonomy places the organism in Eukaryota, Viridiplantae, Streptophyta, Magnoliopsida, Solanales, Solanaceae. The record is from RefSeq and is a predicted model, not a curated record. Gene Ontology annotation, molecular function: protein binding; RNA binding. The transcript has 2 exons. Bases 229 to 2484 code for a protein of 751 amino acids. Gene Ontology annotation, biological process: RNA modification.
AAUGCCUCAUAACCCAUUGGGACCUAGACACAUUUUGGCCCGCCAAUUUCAAACGACGCCGGAGUAGCCGUAUCUGGUUCGCCGUCGAUCUCUUUUUCCGGCGACAUCUCAUUAUAUAAUAAUACUGGAAUGAAGAUUCAAGUAAGUAGGAGUGGAUAUAGAGGAUUCCGAUUAGUUUUGGAUUGUCGCGUAGUUGAAUGAUUGAUUGAUUGUGAGAAUCUUUUCACAAUGAUAAAAAGGUUAGGAUCAUUCCGGUGCUAUGUCAAUCAUAGGAUACCGUCUUGUUUCAGGAAUGAACAGUCAAGUAAUGAUCAUAUAAUCUUGUUGUGUAAGCAAAAAUUGUUUAAACAAGCUUUAGAGUCAUUUGAGUUGUUAGAAAGGAACACAACUUAUAAUUUGUAUCCAAGCACGUAUGCUCAGUUAGUUUCUGCGUGCUCAUCUCUUAGAUCCCUACCGUAUGCAAGAAGAGUUCAUACUCAUAUUUUAGCAUCAAAUUAUCAGCCAGACAUGAUUUUUCAAAAUCAUUUGUUGAAUAUGUAUGGGAAGUGUGGGUCGUUGAAGGAGGCUCGUAAGGUGUUUGAUGAAAUGCUUGAACGAAAUUUGGUUUCUUGGACUUCGAUAAUUGCUGGGUACUCACAGAAUGGUCAGGAGAAUGAAGCAUUAGAUCUUUACUUUCAAAUGCGACAGUUUGGUCUUAUACCUGACCAGUUCACAUAUGGAAGUGUAAUCAAAACUUGCUCAAAUAUGAACCAGGUAGAGUUAGGGAAGCAGUUGCAUGGCCAUGUCAUUAAAUCGGAACAUGGUUCCCACCUUAUUGCUCAGAAUGCAUUGAUUGCGAUGUACACGAAGUUUAAUCAAAUUGAUGAGGCAUUGACAGUGUUCUCCCGUAUUAAUUCAAAGGAUUUGAUAUCGUGGAGCUCAAUGAUUGCUGGAUUUUCACAGCUUGGUUAUGAAUCAGAAGCUCUGUCCUGCUUCAGGGAGAUGCUUAGUCAGGGCAUUUACAAACUGAAUGAAUUCGUUUUUGGAAGCAUUUUUAAUGUCUGUAGAAGUCUUGCGCAAGCAGAAUAUGGAAGACAAGUACAUGGUUUAAGUAUAAAAUUUGGGCUUAGUUUUGACGCUUUUGCUGGUUGCGCUGUUACUGACAUGUAUGCUAGAUGUGGAUGGUUGCAUUCUGCAAGAACUGCAUUCUACCAGAUAGGAAAUCCUGAUCUUGCAUCCUGGAAUGCUCUGAUUGCGGGGUUUGCAUACGGAGGUGACCGUGAUGAAGCUGUAUCUCUCUUUUCUCAGAUGAGAACUUUGAGGUUGAUCCCAGAUGAUGUCACAGUUCGUUCUUUACUUUGUGCCUUUGUAAGUCCAUGUGCUCUUUUUCUAGGAAAGCAAGUGCACUGCUAUGUUAUUAAGAGUGGCUUUGAUUUAGAGAUUUCCAUCUCUAAUACAUUACUUUCAAUGUAUGCCAACUGUUCAGAUCUUCCGGAUGCACAUAAAAUUUUCAAUGAGAUAAAAAACAAAGCAGAUUUAGUCUCGUGGAAUGCCAUUCUUACAGCUUUUCUACAACAGCGAGAUUCUGGAGAGGUCUUCUCGUUAUUUAAGAUGAUGCUUCUUUCUUCUAAUAAGCCUGAUCAUAUUACAUUAGUUAAUAUGCUUGGGGCAUCUGGAAAAGUAGCCUCUUUGGAAAUCGGAGACCAGGUUUGUUGCUAUGCCAUGAAAAAUGGGCUAAGUGAAGAUAUUUAUGUCAUGAAUGCUUUAAUUGACAUGUAUGUGAAAUGUGGACAUAUGACAAGCGCUAAGAAGCUCUUUGAUAGUAUGAACAACCCUGAUGCGGUUUCAUGGAGUAGUUUAAUAGUGGGGUAUGCUCAGUUUGGAUACGGAGAAGAGGCUCUAGACCUCUUCCAGAAGAUGAGAGAUUUAGCUGUCAAGCCAAACCAAGUUACCUUUGUCGGGGUUUUGACUGCUUGUAGUCAUGUUGGACGAGUAAAAGAAGGGUGGCAGUUGUUCAGAGCCAUGGAAACGGAGUUUGGUAUUAUACCAACUAGAGAGCAUUGUUGCUGUGUGGUUGACAUGCUUGCCCGAGCUGGCUGCAUAGAAGAAGCAGAAGCUUUUAUCAAUCAAAUGGAAAUAGAUCCUGAUAUUGUGGUGUGGAAGACUUUGUUAGCUGCUUGUAAGACACGUAACAAUCUUGAUGUUGGCAAACGAGCCGCAGAGAAAAUUUUGGAGAUUGAUCCCUCGAAUUCUGCUGCACAUGUGUUACUCUGUAACAUUUUUGCUUCUACAGGCAGUUGGAAAGAUGUUGCAUCACUGAGGGGUCAGAUGAGACAAAAAGGCGUCAAAAAGGUUCCAGGUCAAAGUUGGAUCGAAGUCAAGGACCAGAUCCAUGUCUUCUUGGCUGAGGACUGUAUGCAUGCAGAAAGGGACAGCAUAUAUUCCAUGCUAGAUGAACUAUGGCUGCAGAUGCUGGAUGAUGAUUAUUUGCCCCUCCAGAGUUAAGUUUUAGGGGUAAAACAUUUGGACAGGAUGACUAUUGGAUAUACGCUUCUUGCAGUGUCCACAUUGUGGAGUUGCACCUUUACAUAAUCAGAUUUUACUUAUGCAGGUCCUUGAGUUGGUUUUCUAGAAAUUACGAGGUCUGGAAAGUGAAAACAAAAAUUUGCCAAAUAGCUAUGCAGAGACAUGCUUGACUAGAGAGACACUGAAGCAGCAGAUAUUCUUGUACAAAUGGUCAAAGCAGUUUGCUGUUUUCCAUGAACAAGUUGUCGUUUCAUACAGAGAUGUAUUUCAUAUUUCCGAUUAACUGAAGAUUGCUGCCAAAUAGAAAAAGAUAUGAAGAUAGCAUCAGGGAAAAAAAGUUAGAAUUGCAAUCAAAAUUUGGAACUCAAAUUUCAGGAUGGCUCUACUGCUUUUAAGGAGUGAAUGAGGAAGCUAUUUACUGUUUUGAUUUGUAGACGCACACGAAACAGCAGUCCGCUCUUCUUACUCCCAGUAUCACUUUUUUCAGUCAUACAUCUUUGUUAUGUUCAAAUUGCACGCCUGAAGAAUAAUAGCCUGGUGAUUGAGAGGUA